This is a messenger RNA of Scleropages formosus (Asian bonytongue), 2370 nucleotides long. Its product is annotated as elongation factor 1-alpha 1-like. NCBI's taxonomy places the organism in Eukaryota, Metazoa, Chordata, Actinopteri, Osteoglossiformes, Osteoglossidae. Bases 383 to 1771 code for a protein of 462 amino acids. The record is from RefSeq and is a predicted model, not a curated record. Gene Ontology annotation, molecular function: GTPase activity; translation elongation factor activity; GTP binding. The transcript has 9 exons. Gene Ontology annotation, biological process: translational elongation.
GACCGUUAAUGGCGAAAUGACUGCAGCCGCGCAACUGUGCGCUCGCGCGGGGUAGCGACGUGCCGGGUGCAGCGCGCGCCGCCCGUGUCGCAGAGAGGAAGGAGGAUCCGCAUAAUUAUUAUAUUGUCUGGUUUGCAUAUAUUAUGCUGUCACAGCAAAGAACAUAUUUUUGAACGGUGCAUUUUUUUCCCCGUUUCAAUGAAGCGGAAAACCGCAUCUUAAAUUUAGAGUGCAAGUUUUUUUCCAGGGUCACCUCGAUUCGACAAGUAACAGAACGCCUCUUGGUACUGACGCUAUUAGAAUCGUCAGCGCGAUCGAAUAACACGCAGAAACUGCAAACACAGUGGAGAUUUUGCUUCAUCAGACAUUUUAAUCCGCAACCAUGGGGAAGGAGAAGCUCCACAUUAACAUUGUAGUGAUUGGUCAUGUGGAUUCUGGCAAGUCCACCACUACCGGCCAUCUCAUCUACAAGUGUGGAGGUAUUGACAAGCGGACAAUUGAGAAGUUUGAGAAGGAAGCAGCAGAGAUGGGAAAAGGUUCCUUCAAGUACGCCUGGGUUCUGGACAAACUGAAAGCGGAGAGAGAGCGUGGAAUAACCAUUGACAUCUCUCUAUGGAAGUUUGAAACCAGCAAGUACUAUGUCACAAUCAUCGACGCCCCUGGGCACAGAGAUUUCAUCAAGAACAUGAUCACCGGCACCUCGCAGGCCGACUGUGCAGUUUUGAUUGUGGCGGCUGGCGUUGGCGAGUUCGAAGCCGGCAUCUCAAAGAAUGGGCAGACACGGGAGCAUGCCCUCCUGGCUUAUACGCUGGGCGUGAAGCAGCUCGUUGUGGCCGUCAACAAGAUGGACUCCACCGAGCCCAAUUACAGUCAGAAGCGGUACGAAGAAAUCGUCAAGGAGGUCAGCACCUACAUCAAGAAGAUCGGCUUCAACCCGGACACCGUGCCGUUUGUACCCAUUUCUGGCUGGAAUGGGGACAACAUGCUGGAGGCCAGCCCUAAUAUGACAUGGUUUAAAGGUUGGAAAAUCACACGGAAGGAGGGUAAUGCUUCUGGCACCACACUGCUUGAAGCUCUGGAUGCCAUCCAGCCCCCUUCUCGCCCCACAGACAAACCCCUGCGCCUACCUCUGCAGGAUGUCUACAAGAUUGGAGGGAUCGGGACUGUGCCUGUGGGCCGUGUUGAGACGGGUAUCCUGAAACCUGGUAUGGUGGUGACCUUUGCCCCUGUAAAUGUGACUACUGAGGUGAAGUCUGUGGAGAUGCACCAUGAGGCUCUGAGUGAGGCUCUACCUGGAGACAACGUUGGAUUCAACGUCAAAAAUGUCUCUGUCAAAGACAUCCGCCGGGGCAAUGUUGCUGGGGACAGCAAGAACGAUCCCCCGCAAGAGGCCGCAAACUUCACAGCACAGGUGAUCAUCCUGAACCACCCUGGUCAGAUCAGUGCAGGCUACGCCCCUGUACUGGACUGUCACACAGCCCACAUUGCCUGCAAAUUUGCCGAGCUGAAGGAGAAGAUUGACCGCCGCUCUGGAAAGAAGCUGGAGGACAAUCCCAAGUCCCUGAAGUCUGGGGAUGCCGCCAUUGUGGAAAUGAUCCCUGGCAAGCCGAUGUGUGUGGAGAGCUUUUCAGAAUACCCACCACUCGGGCGCUUUGCAGUGCGUGACAUGCGCCAGACGGUUGCGGUCGGCGUGAUCAAGGGGGUGGAGAAGAAAACACCUACUACCGGAAAAGUCACCAAAUCUGCACAGAAGGCCCAGAAGGCCAAAUGAAGCUUGUGCACUGCUGCCAACCCCAGAAUCAGUCAUGGCAGUACAACAGUCCACCAACACCACUGUCCAAUCAGCCCCAGUUCCAUAGUGAGAGACUGUUUGAUUUCUACGAUGCAUCGCAAAAGUACACGAAGGAAAAAGUACCACAGUUACACUGAAACUAAAAAGAGUGAUGUUUGUUUUUGUGUGUGUGUGUUUGUGUUCAUGUAUAUAUAAAUAAUAUACAGAAAAUGUUAAUUUAGGCAGGAAUCACCCGAAAGACCGAGACACUCGGAGGAGGAAGUAAAAACCAGAGAUUUCAAUAUUGCCUGUACUAUUGUCUUGCAGUUCCCUUGUUCACUGGCUGUUCUUGCGCAGAUGAAACUAUAGAACCUUGUUCAGUAGUCAGAUAUUCCCAUUUGAGUGUUUGAAAAAGUAUUUUAAUUUCAGUUUUAUCUCCAGCAUGUGCCUCCACCCUGCUGUACUGCUUAAGUGUCUCCAUUGUGAUAAACAUCCAUUAGCAGUUUAACAUUUAAAGCCUGCUUGACCUAGUUCUAGCAUCUUAAUGUGAAAUGGAACAAAGCAUUAAUACAUGAAAUUAAAGAUUUUCUAACAGUUAA